UUGAAGUUUAGAAAGUGCUCCGCACAUUCCCAAGGAUUACGGUAUCACGAUCAAUGGCGUUCGCAUACUAUAAGUCAAAAACCCUGCACCGAUGCGGACGGCAUCGGCGGCGUUUGCAUGUUUCGGUGGGACUGCAUAAACAUGAAAGGCCUGAUGCUCUCCACCUGUUUGGACGGUUUCUUAUUCGGUGCCUGUUGCUUCCUCGGCGCUAACCACAGCCUUUCCGAAAUGGAUUCCGGCUCGUCGCCCUCGUCACCCGUCUCCGUUACUCGGGCCCGAGAAAAUACCACCACCACUCUUGCGCUACUUUCCUCGUCCACCCUCGACCACGGCUCUUCGUCUUCCACAGAACUCUUUGAAGCCGGUGACGGAAGCGCCACCGCAGAAAAUUCUCACGUGGCAUUUAGCAGUUUGUAUCCUUCUUUCUAUUCUUCGGCGCCGUCGUCUCCCUUAAUUGGUUCGUUGGCGGAUCUCCCGACCACUCCGUUGUCGCCGUUACCUUCUAACUCGUUCCUACUUGAGAGUGGCGAAGAAUACUUAUUAUCUUCCCAUCGCCUUUCCCCUUUUUACAACGAUUCUUCGUAUCGUUUGGAAGAGGUCCACGCGCUCAGUAAUUCGGAAUUAAGUAAUUCUUACGAAAUAAGUUGGUCGAUUCCAAGCACGAAAGACUGCGUUUUAACUUCUAGUCGCCUUUUGAAACCGUUAUCGGCAAUAUUUCUUUCCCAAGAGGCGGAACGGUCGUCGUUUAAUCCGGGAGAGAAAUCGUCCGAUGUAAUAACUAUCUCGAAAACAACGGAGAUAAAAUCUUCGGUAAUUCCUGUGGAAGAAUAUUAUAGUUUGUCGUCUGAUAAAGUCACGUUAUUAACUUAUACACCGGUUACGGACCGGACGACGACCGGCGUAACUUCCAGUACCGCCGACCGCCUGGUUUCCGGCGGUAGCGCACUAAUAAGCGAUAUUCUUGAAAAUAAAGAAAUCGUUUCGUCGUCUACGUCAUUAAUUCCUUCUUUUUACUUAAGCACGCACGUAUACAAUGUAUCGACUUUGUCCACUAUUGGAAAAUCUCAGGACGCUUCGUUGACAAAUCACACUUUAAAUAACACCGAUAAUUUGGAAACAGAUUUUUCAGAAUGCGGCGUCAAGCAUCUUCGUCCGUUUGGAAGGAUCGUAGGAGGAAAGAAUACGUUUUUUGGGAACUGGCCGUGGCAGGUUUUAGUUAAAGAAGAAGCUUGGUUAGGUAUACACGUAAAAAAUAAAUGUGGCGGAGUGUUAAUUAAUUCCCUGUACGUUCUAACGGCGGCUCACUGUCAACCGGGCUUCUUAGGAUCGUUGAUGGUACUUCUGGGAGAACACGACUUGACCGGCGAUUACGAACUGCUAAAACCGGUGAAGAAGAAAGUGAAGAGGAUGAUCGUCCACCGCCAAUAUAAUUCGCAAACCUUAGAAAACGACUUGGCUCUGUUAGAAUUAGAAUCGCCAGUCCGGUUUCAAUCGCAUAUUAUACCCAUUUGCCUACCCGACCGGUGGGAAGAUUUUACGGGUCAAAUUGCCUACGUCACGGGUUGGGGUAAAUUAUCGCACGGCGGUACUCUGCCGACGGUACUGCAAGAAGUUCGAGUGCCCAUCAUAAGUAAUAGCAGAUGUCAACAGAUGUUUUUGGCUGCGGGCCACGUCAAGGCCAUCCGAGACACUUUCGUUUGCGCGGGCUACGACAGCGGAGGACAAGAUUCUUGCGAAGGUGAUUCGGGAGGACCGUUAAUGGUUCGACGAGAAGACGACAGAUGGGUAUUAGUAGGUACGGUUUCGCACGGGAUUAGGUGUGCCGAUCCUAAUCUUCCCGGAGUAUACAUGAGAACGGCAGCGUACAGAGCGUGGAUCGAUAACAUCAUUAGAUCCAUUUCGUCGUUUCCCAGAGGAUUAGUGAAUUUCUCGCUGCUGAAACCGGUUCGGGCCGCAUUGUUUUCCGACUGUACUACGGGAAGCCAGUGCCAACUCACCCUGACCUGUUGGCUGUCCGGCGGCGUGGUCACCACACCCUGCGGACCCUUCUUCACCUGCUGUUCGUCGGCGGCCGAGCAGAAAAUACAACCCGCAUAUUACGGACCCGUCAGAAACGAUCCGUAUUGCGGCCGGAACUCGGAGAACACCAGAAGGAUCGUCGGAGGUAGCGACGCCGCCUUCGGACAGUUCCCUUGGCAGGUAUUCAUCCAAAUCGGAGGAAGUAGAUGCGGAGGAGCGCUGGUUGCCUGGAGGCACGUCGUCACCGCCGGCCACUGCGUGGCUAAAUCGCAGUUCAAUCCGAGUAACAUUCGAGUGACGGUGGGGGAUUACAUUCUCAAUUCGGACAUGGAGAGCAUUCCCAGCGAAUCCUUUGGGGUAGAGCGGGUGAAGUUGCAUCCGAAUUUCAGAUUUACGCCGCAGGCCGAUCGAUACGACGUCUCCGUCCUGAUACUAGACCGACCCGUAUCCUACAAAUAUAACAUGAAGCCGAUUUGUCUACCCGAGAAGAAUGCCGAUUUUUUAGGAAGAAUAGGGUACGCCGCCGGCUGGGGCGCUUUAGAAGCAGGUUCGAAACUACGCCCUAAAGUUCUACAAUACGUUCCGGUUCCCGUGAUCAACAAUCAAAUAUGCGAAACGUGGCACAGAAGACGUGGAAUCAAUAUACGAAUAUACGACGAAAUGUUAUGCGCCGGAUACGAAUUCGGAGGUCGAGACUCGUGCCAGGGCGAUUCCGGCGGACCCUUGAUGAUAAAUAGUUACGGAGUUUGGUACCUGAUUGGUAUAGUUUCGGCAGGAUAUUCGUGCGCCAAGCAGUAUCAACCGGGGAUAUAUCACCGAGUCAGUAGUUCUUCCGACUGGAUAUCUUCCAAUCUCUAUUAA
Messenger RNA from Centruroides sculpturatus (bark scorpion), 2880 nucleotides. RefSeq names its product transmembrane protease serine 9-like. The coding region runs from base 118 to 2880 and encodes 920 amino acids. Gene Ontology annotation, molecular function: serine-type endopeptidase activity. The transcript has 13 exons. Lineage: Eukaryota; Metazoa; Arthropoda; Arachnida; Scorpiones; Buthidae. Gene Ontology annotation, biological process: proteolysis. The record is from RefSeq and is a predicted model, not a curated record.